AUGCACAUGCUCGCGAGAGGCAUCCCCGAAGUGCAGGGCGCAGAGGCAGCCCACCAUCCCCACUGCGUGGGCACCCCACAGCAGCAAGGGCAGGGCUGUCCCAGAGGAUCGCCGCGGGGUGACGAGGGGGGGGGCAGGGUGCCCCAGCACCAUCCCGCCGCUGCGACCCCUUCCUCCUCCUCCUCAUCCUCCUCGUCCUCUGGCCGGGCACCCCUUGACUGGCUCCUCACCGACCGGGGACCCUUCUACCGAGCCCAGGAUUAUGUGGACUUCAUGGAGCGCUACCGGCAGGGUUUCACCACCAGGUACAGGAUCUACAGAGAGUUUGCUCGCUGGAAGGUGAAUAAUUUGGCCUUGGAGAGGAAAGACUUCUUCAGCCUGCCACUUUCCCUGGCCCCCGAAUUCAUCCGCAACAUCCGUCUGCUGGGGCGGCGGCCCAGCCCCCAGCAGAUCACUGACAGUCUCAUCAAAAAGUAUGGGACCCACUUCUUGCUCGCCGCCACACUGGGAGGAGAGGAAUCCCUGACCAUUUUUGUGGACAAGCGCAAGCUGAGCCGGAGGGCAGAGCCCGCUGGGGGGGCCGGGAACAGUUCGGGGGUCUCGCUGGAGACCCUGCACCAGCUGGCAGCCUCCUACUUCAUCGACCGGGAGAGCACGCUGCGCAGGCUCCACCACAUCCAGAUCGCCACGGCCGCCAUCAAGGUGACCGAAACACGGACAGGGCCACUUGGCUGCAGCAACUACGACAACCUGGACUCGGUGAGCUCCGUCCUGGUGCAGAGCCCCGAGAACAAAGUGCAGCUCCAGGGGAUGGCCAGGCUGGGGGUGCUCCCCUCCUACCUGCGGGAGCGGUUCGUGUGCAACUGCCCUGAGGCCGACGUCCAGGCGCUGGAGAGCAGCCUGGCCCAGCUGUGGCGAGCCUGGGAGAGCCACCACGGCCAGUUCGAGGAGUCAAAGGAGUUUCAGGCCCUAGUGAAGAGGCUCCCCGGGGACCAUUUCCUGAACAGAACUGCCAUCUCCCACUUCUGGGCCAUGGACCUGGAUGUCCAGCAUCGCUACCAGCAGCUGGGCACCAGCCUGAAGCUGCUCUCCAGGAAAACCCACCGACUCAUCCGGCGGCUCUUCAACCUCAGCAAACGCUGCCACCGGCAACCUCGCUUCAAACUGCCCAAGGAGAGGUCCCUCCCUUACUGGUGGAGCCGUGCGCAGUCACUCCUAUACUGCAGCGAGACCACCAUGCCUGGGACCUUCCUGGAAGAAAGUCACAGCUGCACGUGUCCCUCCGACCAGCCCUCCUGCCAGGGGUCCAUACCAUGUGCCUUGGGCGAGGGGCCAGCCUGCGCCAGCUGUGCCGAGGACAACAGCACCCGCUGCGGGACCUGCAACCAUGGCUACGUGCUCACCCAGGGCUUCUGCCGCCCCGAGGUGGCCGACUCGCUGGAGCACUACCUGGGGCUGGAGACAGACCUGCAGGACUUGGAGCUUAAGUACCUCCUGCAGAAACGGGACAGCCGCAUCGAGGUGCACUCCAUCUUCAUCAGCAAUGACAUGCGCCUCGGGAGCUGGUUCGACCCCUCCUGGAGGAAACGCAUGCUCUUGACCCUGAAGAGCAACAAGUACAAGCCCGGGCUGGUUCACGUGAUGUUGGCACUCUCCCUGCAGAUCUGCCUCACCAAGAACAGCACGCUGGAGCCCGUCAUGGCCAUCUACGUCAACCCCUUCGGGGGAAGCCACUCAGAGAGCUGGUUUAUGCCCGUCAACGAGGGCAGCUUCCCAGACUGGGAAAGGACUAAUGUAGAUGCCUCUGCCCAGUGCCAAAACUGGACGCUUACCUUGGGCAACAAGUGGAAGACCUUCUUUGAAACGGUCCAUGUCUACUUGCGGAGCCGCAUCAAGUCUCUGGAUGACAGCUCCAACGAGACGAUCUACUACGAACCCUUGGAGAUGGCAGAUCCCUCUAAGAACCUGGGCUACAUGAAAAUCAACAGCUUGCAAGUCUUCGGGUACAGUCUGCCCUUUGAACCAGAUGCUAUUCGUGACCUGAUCCUUCAGCUGGACUACCCCUAUACCCAGGGCUCCCAGGACUCAGCCAUGCUCCAGCUGUUGGAGAUCAGGGACCGGGUGAACAGGUUGUCACCCCCUGGCAAAACCCGCCUUGACCUCUUCACUUGCUUGCUCCGCCACAGGCUCAAGUUGGCCAACAACGAGGUGGCGAGGAUCCAGUCCUCCUUGAGGGCCUUCAAUGCCAAGCUGCCCAAUGCAGUACAGCAGGAGACGGGCAAACUGUGCAGCUAA
Messenger RNA from Egretta garzetta (little egret), 2295 nucleotides. It is a transcript of the gene BRINP2, whose product is annotated as BMP/retinoic acid inducible neural specific 2. The record is from RefSeq and is a predicted model, not a curated record. Gene Ontology annotation, biological process: negative regulation of mitotic cell cycle; positive regulation of neuron differentiation. Bases 1 to 2295 code for a protein of 764 amino acids. Lineage: Eukaryota; Metazoa; Chordata; Aves; Pelecaniformes; Ardeidae. The transcript has 9 exons.